AUGUUUGCUCUUGAUGGUGGACCCGGAACCAAUCCACUCUCAAAGGUAUUGGAUGUCAUGCUGGAGACGGUAACUGACAACAAGUUCUGGACCGUCAAGAAGGCGCAUUUACCUCCCUUGAGAGAUCUCCUCGCCGGGUAUGUCCAACUUCUCAGUCGCGGGAUGGAGGUUCAACCCGACAUGUUAAAAGAUCCCACAGACAGUGGCAAGCUUGGGUGCGCAACCGCUCGAUGCUUGAUCUCACACUCCCUAACCGCGGGAGCCAUUGCGAUCUUUAUAUAG
Cadophora gregata is the source of this 282-nucleotide messenger RNA. RefSeq lists its product as uncharacterized. The transcript has a single exon. The record is from RefSeq and is a predicted model, not a curated record. Lineage: Eukaryota; Fungi; Ascomycota; Leotiomycetes; Helotiales; Ploettnerulaceae. Bases 1 to 282 code for a protein of 93 amino acids.